AUGUGUUUAAAGCAACAAANAGAUGCUGGACCUCUUAGUGAAGCUCAGAGUUAUUGGGCUGUCGCUGAGUCUAAAAGAUGGUUUGGCAAGGAUGAGGUGAGGCCGAGGGCAUUGACGGAAGAGCAUGCCAGAGACAGCUUUGAGAAUCUUCUUUUUAGUGUUUGUCGAUUCAGAGAGCUCACAGGGUCUUACCCACAGAACAUAACCGUAGUGAGUUAUGAUUUUAAGGAGGAGAGAUUUGCACAUUUACAUCGUUCAGCAAUGGGAUUUCCGGAAUCAAGAUUCUUCUAUUUAGGAACUCCGGCUACCCUAUCAUCCAAGGAAGGGGCUCUAAAAGGCGAGGCUAUGGUUAGAUCUCAGUUUCAAGAAGAUCCAUACGGGUGUGUUGGUUCACUUUGGCGUAAGAAGCUGAAGCGUGACCCUUUCCACAGGACUAUACCUUACCCUAAUGGCUGCCCUGAAAUGGCAGAAUUGUUCAAGUACUGUGGUUCAGCUCCUUUUCCUGGCUCUCUCCCAUGGGAUUCAUCUGUAUAAGAUCUAUACUAUACUAGACUUGCUUAGAGGAACCACUACUUGAAACUCUUUUUUGUUUUUGUUACUUUCCAUAUAUAUUUAUACAGAGAAAACUUCAGAAUCUUUUUGUAUUCUUCUGAUUCCAUGUGUUGUCAGAAACGAGAAUUUUAAUUGUAUCAAAUGCGAUUUACCUAAAAUAAAAUUUUGACAUUUCUA
Camelina sativa (false flax) is the source of this 729-nucleotide messenger RNA. The record is from RefSeq and is a predicted model, not a curated record. NCBI's taxonomy places the organism in Eukaryota, Viridiplantae, Streptophyta, Magnoliopsida, Brassicales, Brassicaceae.